AAAACACUACUGGUGCAGGCUGACUGGUGCGGAUCUCAAGAACCGUCAAACCAGCCGGAGCCGUAGCCACAGUGCUCGCAGUAGAUGGUUUGUUGUGUUGAUCUUGCAGCAGCACUCAUCUGAUUGACCGCUAUCCCAGCUGUUAUUUGCUUUUGAAGCUUUUUGAAAAUUUCAACUAUGAAUGGUCGUAACUAGAGACAAGGCGAAAUACACAUCUCAAAAUCACACAUCAUAGUAGCAGAACAGCCGGGAAGCGUUUGAUUGGGCAAGAGAAACUCCCACCCUUUUUCGUCUCAAUAUGAAGAGGGUCGUUUUAUUCAGGAACGGCACUGAAGUGGACGGAAAGGUGUUUCUGGUCACGCACUCGCUGGAGGAUCUGCUCACCUCAGCAAGUGUCAAGUUCAACAUUCACGCCAAACGAUUGUUCACCUCUCAGGGUGGUGAGAUUGACGAGGUGAAGUUGCUGCGGGACGACGACGUGCUGUAUGUGUCCGAGGGGGAAGACUUCCUCGGCUCCAGCGUGCGGCCAGUGAAAUGCACCUCUGAGUGGGUUGUCCUGAACGUGGGUGGCAGGCGCUUCAGCACCACCAGGUCCACCCUGGUGGCCAAGGAGCCAUCCUCCAUGUUGGCACGCAUGUUUGGCUCGGGUACGUGCUGGAAAGUUUCCUUCCUCGUUGUUUCUCAAUCCAUGCCAAUAGGUAUGAUGCCGGCCAACCAAGACCCUGAAGGCGCCUACCUCAUCGACCGCAGCCCUGUUUACUUUGAGCCUAUUCUCAACUAUCUGCGCCACGGCAAACUGGUCUACGACACCAACGUCAGCCCUGAGGGCCUGCUGGAGGAGGCGAGGUUCUUUGGCGUUGAGUCACUGAUCCCACAGCUGGAGAACUUGGUCAGCCAGAUGCACAGGUCCAAGGACCUGGCGCCUCUUGGCAGAAGGGACGUCAUCAAUGCCCUCAUCAUAACGCCCUACACAACAGAACUCAGAUUCCAGGGCGUGAAUUUGGCUGGAUCUGACCUGUCGAGACUGGACCUACGCUACAUAAACUUCAAGUACGCGUGUCUGCACGGCUGCCGCAUCAUGGGCGCCAAUUUGAGCUGGUGCUGCCUGGAGAGGGCCGACCUGAGCCACUCGCAGCUGGACGGUGCGCAGCUGCUGGGCGUGAAAAUGCUGUGCGCCAACCUGGAGGGCGCCAGUCUGCGCAGCUGCAACUUCGAAGACCCGGCCGGCAACCGCGCCAACAUGGAGAGCGUCAACUUGAAGGGCGCCAACCUGGAGGGUUCCAACAUGGCCGGCGUCAACCUCAGGGUGGCCACCCUGAAGAACGCAAACCUGCAGAAUUGCGUGCUCAGGGCGGCCGUGCUGGCCGGCGCGGAUCUCGAGAGCUGUGACCUUUCAGGCUCUGAUCUGCACGAGGCCAACUUGCGCGGCGCCAACCUGAAGGAUGCGGCCUUCGAGUUGAUGCUGACGCCGCUGCACAUGUCGCAGACCAUUCGUUAGUCAUUGCCAACCUUGUGAUAUCAACGUGAUUUUCAUUUCAGUAGCAUUUGCUGUAAUUAAGUAGGAAAUAGAUCUGUUGAAUCCAGUCAGUGAUCGAUUUCUAUGCUAAGCAUUGUACUGUUACUCAAAGUAUCACUGUUGGAAACCCAGAGCAUGACUAAAAAGUAACUAUAACAAUUUAAGACCUAGCAAUAGGUUAUAUUUUGUAUAAAAAUAACAGUUAAUUUUACUAAGUUAACAAAAAUAUUUAAAUCAUUAUAUUCUCUUUUUUUUAAAAAAAGGGAAGGUAAAUUUAAAUACCAAAAACUAAAGAGGAUUUGUAGCUCUGCUGGUAAAUAAUUAUAGUUUAUUUCUCUCGUCUGCUGUUGCAAAACUGAAAGUCGUAAAACGCUUCCUCUGAUCACAUUAGAUUGCAUUCAAUCGCAUGCAAGAUUGAAUGAAAUUUGUGCUUUUGCCGGUUUCAAAAAUACUUGUAUCUUUUGUUUGACUCAAAUUUUGGUUCAAAUUUACACCUGCAAAUCUGAAAUUUCUUAAGAGCCAGAUUUGCUAAAUGCUCUAGUAGGUAGGUCAAUUCAAUUGUAUAUAAAUAUAAUCUAAAUAUUUUGUUUUUAUGAUAAAUACUGUUAAAUGAACAUCCCACAAAUCCCAUAGCCUUGGCUGUUUUAGUUCCUGAUCAGUUACAAUAAUUCAUUUUCAUAACAACUUAAUUAAAAUUUGACUUGGCUGUCCAAAUGAAUAAUUAUUGUAGUCAACACUUCCAAUGUCAAGAUAAAAUAAUUGAUGUCCCGUCUUAAUUUUGCGCAUUUCUAAAUAAACGCUAGCGUCAAAAUCGCUUGGGAGUCUCUCAAAGAGAAAAAGGUGUGUUGAUUUUAAAUCUACUAGUCAAAUGUAAUCUGGCGCAAUAUUUUAUGAGUGUACAUAUUAAUAUUUAAGAGGGUUUAGUGCUCAUUAUAUUUAUCGCUUAUUUUUGUAUUCAGUCUCUCAAGCACAAAUCUUCCGAGUAAAGAUAAAGUUUCAGGAGGAAAAGAGUAGAUGUGUAUCUUCUGAGAAGUCUUUAGCUUUAACUGUACACCUUUAAAUUAAUAAAUCAAUAUUCAACUGUACAA
Messenger RNA from Cloeon dipterum, 2604 nucleotides. RefSeq names its product BTB/POZ domain-containing protein KCTD9. Gene Ontology annotation, molecular function: protein binding. The record is from RefSeq and is a predicted model, not a curated record. Bases 299 to 1498 code for a protein of 399 amino acids. Gene Ontology annotation, biological process: protein homooligomerization; intracellular signal transduction. NCBI's taxonomy places the organism in Eukaryota, Metazoa, Arthropoda, Insecta, Ephemeroptera, Baetidae. The transcript is spliced from 4 exons.